UAGUGCACCACACGAUCUCUCCCGCGCCUGGCCACCGCCAUCCUCCUGCCCCGCCGCCACCAGGAACACGUGCAUCGCUCACCACUAGCCUUCCGAUGCUUCUCACUCCUUCACUUACUCUGACGCUGCCACUAAUACUGUAGAGAGAGAACACACACUGAAAUACUUCACACCUGGACUCAUUCACGCACACGUAUUUGAAAAAAACGCGUAUUUAUGCAUAUAUACUUGACAAUCGAGAAAUGAAACGCUCCCACUCUAAUUGAGUGCUCCUUGCAAAAACCGACAGUGAUUCUUGUAACAUGAGUUUGUUUACAUUUUGGUCUAUUCUCUCAUGAACGCCUGUCUGCGAGUGACGUCUGGAAAUACCCUCCCUGACACUUCAUUUCCGCUCCUGAGUGCUGGGGAAAUACUGAGCUCUUGACCCAAAUGAGCAAUCGUUGUGAGUGAAGUGAAAGGGUAAGACACAGACACAGCUUACACUGCACAUCCAAACAGUGAAUCAAGAAACAGCCAAACCACGCACGCGGAAGUAGAUGACCAUCUAUCACUAUCACUACAUUAUUCAGGAGCGCACCGGUGCACAUCAGUGCCAAGCAGCCCUCCCGGUACGCUGCGUGCAUUGUUAUGGUGCAUCGCUAAGGCCUUAGAGAGAGGGAGCGUGUGGCUAGUACAUGCUACGCGACCUCUACUCAAGGUCGUUAUUUGCCUUCACCUAGUAAACUACUUGGCUUCGUGCGGCCACAAAGACCGGUACCUGUUCUCUCUCUCUCUCUCUCUCUCUCUCUCUCUCUCUCUCUCUCUCUCUCUCUCUCUCUCUCUCUUACAUUCACACGCAUACGCAUCCGAAACAAACGCAACUGAGUGAGUGAAAAAGAAUCGAAUCAGAGUACGAGGCAAGUUACGCCAGCUGACAAUCUCCUUCCCUUGCCGGCCUUCCUCUCUGCUCAUCCCAUACCGGACUGUGCUGCUUUGGGAGACAGAGAUGAGGCAGCGAGAAACACGAGAGAUCAUGUUUGGACGAACGAGCGGUAUUCUGGCGGUCGGCUUCCUGGUGGCCGUAGUAUCAGCGGCGGCAGCUCAGGCAGGAGUGAACGUGGUAACGGACUCCGACGCCUUGCCUCCUCUCCCAACCCUGAAGCGGAGCAAGCGGUUCCUUCACCCUCACGCGCAUCUCACCACGCCGGAGUUAAUAAGGGCGCGCGGCUAUCCGGCGGAGGUGCACCAGGUGGUCACUGAAGACGGCUACAUUCUGGAGAUCCACCGAAUACCUCACGGUAAAGACCACGUCCCCGCCCCCGCCCCUUCGCCUGGUUACACUCAUCACAACCAUAUACACCAGCAACACCCCCACGAUAAAACGUUUGCUCAUGCGGCCCACGUACACAACGCUAUCCUCGGCCACGCCCCUCCCUCCCACGGCCGAGGAUUCCUGAACGACGGGCACAAGAGCAGGCACCUCAACUCGACCAAAAUAGCGGGUGGGGAUGUAGGACGGAAUGGGCGGCGCGUGGUGUUCCUCUUCCAUGGCAUCGUGUGUUCCAGUGCGGAUUACGUCAUGAACGACCCCGACCAGGCGCUGGGCUUCAUCAUGGCCGACGCAGGCUACGAUGUGUGGAUUGGCAACAUCCGGGGGAACUUCUACGGGAAGCGCCACGUCAAGAUGUCCCCCGAAAAUGCGGAUUUCUGGGACUUCAGCUGGAGUGAAGUCGCCCGCUAUGAUAUCCCUGCCAUGCUGGCGUACGUGAAGAAGACGAGCGGCUCGGCACAAGUCAGCUACGUGGGCCACUCCAUGGGUGCGUCCCUGCUCUUCGUCAGCCUUCACUACUUCCCCAUCAUGAACACCUGGCUCCACGGCGUGGCGUCCAUGGCGCCUGCCGCCUACAUGCACCACAAGGAGGGUCCCCUGCGAUACGUAGCGCCUUUCAUCGAGGAUAUAGACAGACAGAUGAAGGAGGCGGGCAAGUACGAGCUGCUGCCGUUGAAACCAGACCGACCCUUCCUGGCCCAGCUGUGCUCGCCGCUCUCCUUCCUCAGCCCCGUGUGUACCUUCAUCCACUUCCUCAUCGGCGGACCCAACAACAACUACAUCGAUCCGAACUACCUGCCCGUCAUCUAUGCCCACACACCUGCAGGCACCAACUUCCGCAUCCUCACCCAUCUAAUGCAAAUCGUUCGCUCAAAAAGGUUCCAAGCCUUCGAUUUCGGUGAACGGGAGAAUCUGGUCCGGUAUGGCAGCCCUAUACCCCCCCGGUACUCCCUGGCCAGCGUGAAGAUCCCCGUGGGCCUCUUCUGGUCUGACAAUGACUGGGUGGUGGAUCCCAAGGACGUGGCGAUGACUGCCUCUGAGCUACCGUGGGUCGCCCAUAACUACCGAGUCCCCCUUGCGGACUUCAACCACUUGGACUUCAUGUGGGCGGAGAACGCGGCUGAACUCGUGUACAAACCUGUCCUGGCGUUCUUGAAGCAAUGCGAGGAGCGAGAACAAGAACCGCAAACGCUGUACUGAUCACGCUUGAUGGGGAAUCAAAUCAAAGGAAGCUGUGUAUUUAGUGUGAUUUCUCGUCCCGUUACCGUGUCUGUGAUGUUAUAUUCAUUAAGGUUACACUUAAGGCGCUCCGCCAUACGCAGCAGUGAUGUGACAAGAACUAACGUGCUUGUAGUCAUGUUUUGAAGUCUCACGUCCUUUUGCAGGAAACUUAUUCACGAAAAAAAAAAAAAAAAUCUAUUGUCAGUUAUCACGCCGUGAGGUGGUGAGAUACAGUCCCACACGCGGUGAGAUACUAGUGUGGACCGGUGGACGGGAGUGACAAGAAUAAGGACCACUUGGAAGCUCGAGGGCGUGAGAUAAGCCUCAGCUUCACCUAUGAUGUGGUGGCGUAAGUGAAGCGCAGUUCUGUGGGUUGAAAAAAAAAAAAAAAGCACCAUAAGGACUAAAGGAUAUUGGGCAUUUGCGAAUUAUUAUUAUUAGUAUCAUCAUUAUUAUUAUUAUUACCAUUAUCACCGUCAUUGUUACUAUUAUUACUAUUUUGAUGUGUGUGUGUGUGUGUGUGUGUGUGUGUGUGUGUGUGUGCGCGUCAUUUUUCCAAGGUCGAGGAGAAAGUUCCUCUUUCUCUCUCUCUCUCUCUCUCUCUCUCUCUCUCUCUCUCUCUCUCUCUCUCUCUCUCUCUCUCUCUCUCUCUCUCUUCCUUCCCUAUAUUUUCCCAGUCUUUUCCAGCAUUACCCUUCACGACUGCCUCAUCUCCCUUCCGUGUAUGGCAAGGAUCACGACCGGUGUUACAUAGGGAAAGUUUGUUGCGUCAGUGCUCGUUCCUUCAAAAAUGAUUUGUAGGACAUAUUCUUGCUGAAGGAGAGAAAAGAACAUGCUCCUGUCGAAAUACCAACUCUCAAAAUAAUAGAACUUGAAAUUACUCUAUAAAGAAAUUGAUAAAUAUAAUCGUAUGCACUAGUGUUUCGGCACAUGAAAAAAAAAAAAUAAAGGAAAAAAUUACUUGGUGUAGGUUGCGAUGCAACAGUGUUUACAUUUCGAGAGCAGCAAUGUAACUACUACCAUGAUGUUCGCAACGCCACGAGCUGCUGUCACAACCCCUGUAAAGCUGCUGUGCUCAUGUGUCUAAGUAGCGAGGCAGCUUGAAGGAGAGUUUGAGUUCAGGGAGGACAGUGAUGAUGCCAAGUUCAGGUUUUGUGGCGGCAUUUUCCCGCUGCUCUGCCAUGCUGGAGAAUUCACCCUCGUGAAUCCCUGGCCUGUACUCUGGUGCUCAGUGAAAACUCCCUGGGAAAACCCUUUGUCUACCAGGAAACUUUCCCUUCAUGAAACCAGGCUUAGGGAGGCCUUCAAUUGGUCACGACGCGAAGUGCGAAUCUUAAGUGAGUGCUUCCUUGUAUUCACCGACAGGGAAGAUGUGAUGCAUGCACUGAUUCAUGCCGCCAGCCCUGCUCUGGUUGGUUUCUGUCUCUUACUAGAAAGACAGAAUGACUCCACCUUCCUUGAUCUUCCUGUUAAGACGCCAAAGACCACCACGCUAGGCCUGCAUUCGAGUCGGCCAUAUAGUACUCAUUCUUGUAGCACAACAGUGACUACUAACCAGCGUUGGCAAUGGCCUCUUUUUUUCCUUCCCCUACCGCCGCGACCCUUCACGCGGCCUACCUCACUCAGGGUUAUUAAAAUAGAUUAUUUAACUCAGUUCAAGGAAUCUUUAACUGUAUACUCGUAUCGUGCACGAGGCAUCAUGGCGACAGUGGAGUGUCGCGGCCCGGGAGCAGCAUGAGAGGGAAGGCUGUAUCAGAGCCAGUUGGUCCAUCUUCAUCUUUGAGGGAUUAGCCUUGUCCCGCUUCGCUGCUGCCGCGCCUCGCUGUGUCAACACGACAUGCGACUCAUAACAAGUGAAUUCAUCGCUACAGCGGCAACUGUCUUCAGUAAUGAAUAUUAAAAUAUAUUAUUGUAGAUCGUAUCUUAUUGUCAUCCAUAUCUCCAUACUUCCUAUGAUCACUUUAAUUAUAAAACAUGUAUUUGCACUCUACUAUGUAAUACAUACAAGACACUGAAGAACAAACUCUCCAUGAUGUGACAAAUAAGAUAAGAGUAUCAGCUUAACUUUUAUACAUAAUUUACAAUUGUACAUCAGUCACAACCACAACAAAGGUUACAAAACUCAGGAACAAA
Scylla paramamosain (green mud crab) is the source of this 4663-nucleotide messenger RNA. RefSeq names its product lipase lipl-1-like. Bases 986 to 2509 code for a protein of 507 amino acids. Lineage: Eukaryota; Metazoa; Arthropoda; Malacostraca; Decapoda; Portunidae. The transcript is spliced from 11 exons. The record is from RefSeq and is a predicted model, not a curated record. Gene Ontology annotation, biological process: lipid metabolic process.